UAACAUGUGAAGGGUGUUCUCAUCUAAAACGUGUACCUAGAUGCCCAAGAAAUGCUUAUGACUGGUACAUACAUUCACUAGCAGAGUGUACUUUCAGCGAUCGGUAUCACUGUUUGAUAACAGAAAAUUUUCCCCGUGAUUCUCUUAUAGAAUGUUGUAUGUCAGCACAAAACAUUAGCAAAGGAUACAUGCCAAUAUUUAAUGUAACAAAAUACAAAUUACAGGAAAUUGAAUGCGAGUCUGACUACUUCAUGCCAUUUAUUUAUCCAUCCAACAAAUACAGAGAAUAUGGUCCAGAGCAUUGCAAAUUUAAAAGGAGCAGUUGUAAUAUGAAAGGAAUGAAAGUGUGUAACCAUGGAAGUGCGAUAGAAGACAGAACUUGCUAUUGUGAUUUUACAGACAAUUAUGUUCCGAAAUAUUCAAUGAGUGCAUGUUUUAAAGCGAACGACAACUACUGCACACUGACGUCCAUGUGUAAUGCUUUCAAUUACAAGCUCGAGUUUCUCUAUCCUACAGAAAUUCAUUGCAUACAGAAAGAAAAUUUUACAACAACGCAAUCUUUCCUACGUCUUGAUGGAAAUGAAAACACAGUUAACAUGGAGCGGUUGUUUCUAAUUUUCACGUCAAGUUUGUGUAUCAUUCAGUUUACCAUUAUUUGUUAUUAUAUUGUCCGAAAAAGACUGAUGAAAAAGAAAAAAACAGUGGCCGUUGUAAGCUUUCGUGACCGUCGAAAUACCGGGAUAACCGUACCAGGAGACAUUUACGCAGAAAUCGAUUUAGAAAUGGAAACAAACAUUGAUAUCGUUACCCACAAUACCCAAAUGAGAAAUAACCCCGACCAGAUGAAGUUAAAACGGAAUUCAUCAGGUCAUAUGAUUUCCGAACAACCUGAAACAGAUGUUAAAGACACUAUAGCAGAAGCACUGGGGGGUCAUACAAUUCCAGACAAUGAAAGUGCUUCUUCACAGGAGAACGAGGGCAGUGAGGAUGUUAAUUGUGAAUCAGAAUACGUAAAUCCGUAUCAACCACUUCAGAUAAAUGAUUUAAAUAAGGUGGAAAAUCCGUAUACCGAAACACAAACUGCUAUUUCAACAAAUGAAAAAGAGAACAAGCCUAUGAACGAUGAUGAUGUUUAUUUGAGCUAGUUAAUGGGUAAUGCUAUUUUCUCGUUAUUUGAACAUUCGUACGAUGACACAUAUACAGACUGUUAUGAAAACAUUACACUGAUAUUUUGGAUGGAUCGAAUGGGCUUAACUUCUACCAAUCUGUACUUCAGCUAAGACAAGACAAACACUCUAACAUAAACCUUUCAUUAUAUCUUAUCCUUGAAUUUCAAAUAUUUUGGCAUUGAGCUUCAGUGAAGAGACAUUUAUUGUCGAAAUACACAUCUUGUGCAGAAAAAUUUGUACCUUCAAUGUUAUGAUAUUUUUUUUCCUAACUGCUUGAUCCUUUGCUUUAGCUCAUGGACAUACAAAUGCCAGACUUGAAACAACACUGCAAUAACACGAAAUAAAUAUAUGAAGCAUUCAAAGAAACAAAAAGUGAGUAAUGCUGACCCUUACUAAUCUUUUGAUCUAACAAUUAGAAAUGAAACAAAAAUUGUUUUAUAGCUCAUUUCAUUUUAAAAUUUUAAGAUUUUAAAUGAAAUCGAAUCGAAAGUAUUUUCCAACCGGUUAUGCAUUUUUGGUAAGUUUUGUUUAAACUUUAUGCUAUUGUGCAACCGAAGCUGCAAUACCAAUUCAGUGCUCAUUAUGUUAAAGUUGCAUUAGCUGUCAAAUUCAUGUACAUCGAUUUGACUCAAAUUCUCAGAUUAAAUUCAUAACAUACUAAAACGUAUAUCCAAAUUACAAAAACUCCAAAAGGACCAAUUUACGAUGAAUGGACUCGUUAUAAUGGAUCAGCAUUUUGUGUGUGUUUAUUCACUCAUCAGAGAUUAAAAUUAAUUGUGUACACAAAACGCACGUUUCGUCCACAAAAGACUCAUCAGUGACGCUCGAAUAAAAAAGUUAAAAAGGCAAAAGAAAGUACAGAGUUGAAGAGCAUUAAGGACCCAAAUUCGGAAAAGUUUUGCCAAAUACAGGUAUGGUAAUCUAUUCCUGAGGAAGAAAAAUUCAUAGUAUGUAAAUCAUCGUUUUACCUGAAUAAGAACUAGUUUGUUUGA
This is a messenger RNA of Mytilus californianus (California mussel), 2161 nucleotides long. RefSeq lists its product as uncharacterized. Bases 159 to 1145 code for a protein of 328 amino acids. The record is from RefSeq and is a predicted model, not a curated record. The transcript is spliced from 5 exons. NCBI's taxonomy places the organism in Eukaryota, Metazoa, Mollusca, Bivalvia, Mytilida, Mytilidae.